This is a messenger RNA of Spirometra erinaceieuropaei, 393 nucleotides long. NCBI's taxonomy places the organism in Eukaryota, Metazoa, Platyhelminthes, Cestoda, Diphyllobothriidea, Diphyllobothriidae. The record is from the annotation of a GenBank genome assembly.
AUGGACAGGGCCAAGCUAAUUGAGCCGCUUGUACGACCGCCAAAAAUGGACUCUGAAAUGUCUGUGAGUGAGAUGCAGCGCGUGUCAAGUGUCAUGGACGCCAGCGGAGAAACGCACCGCCUUCUCUCCUACAUGCCCGCGCGACUGCAGGAAUUAGGAUGGUGCGACCGAGUGCGUGAGGAAUGCCGCUAUUGGUUGAGGAAGAACAGUGCCAGUGGACAACCAGUGGUUGCAGGCGCAAAGCCAGCAAGCAUCCGGGAUCCCGUAGACAUACCGACAGCCGAGAUUGUCACGGCCUUGGAGGAUAUCGCUAAGACCUGGGUGCCUGAACAAUUGUGCAACGAGAUCGUGCAACAGAUAAUGAAGGUGAUAGAAGAAAAGCUAAUGGAUUAA